Messenger RNA from Phytophthora megakarya, 825 nucleotides. The record is from the annotation of a GenBank genome assembly. Lineage: Eukaryota; Oomycota; Peronosporomycetes; Peronosporales; Peronosporaceae.
AUGCAGAAUUGCGAUAUCACAUUGCCGAGAAGAACGAAAUUCGACUCGGUGAAAUUAGUACACGUCAAGCGAGAUUUUAACCAGGCGGCAGACUAUCUGACCUCCAAAACGUUGUUGCUCGGAAGAUCCUGGCGUGUCCAGGAGGACGAUGAGCGUCAACACCUGAAACAAGAGAAGUUGAGGAAGUCAUUAGAGCCUCACCCAUUCGAAGAUCAUUCAGGGCUGGAGGUCAUACAGAAUGAAGGAAAUCGUUUAGACAUUCCUGGAUGUCCCCAUGUCCUGGGUGCCAUGGCAGCUCCGUUGCCGUAUGCGGCCAAAAUCUUGGUUGCCGUGACACGAGCUAGUGACCGAGGCAGACCGGCAUCAUCGGAACCACUCGAUCCUGUGGAAUAUCAACGUGUGAGAUGGCGGGGGAUCAAGGUGAACCAGGAACAACACGCAUACUUCCUCAAUGGAGAAGUUGAUCGUUUCGCACCUCGCCAGUUGCGAAAAAUCGCCAAGGUCGUAGGGUUAUUUGCCAUGGACGCCCGUGGUGUGCUGUACCGGUUGGCUCAGUCUACACGCGGUAGACUUCGGGACGCCCAUGAUGAACGGCGUCUGGUGGUGUCAACAAACCUGAGGGAAGCCAUCCUGCACUAUACGCAUGAGGAUGUUCAGGGCGGACACCAGGGCGUCAAACGAACUCAUGAGAAGUUGCGUUCUGAAUGUUACUGGCCCGGGAGGUAUGCAGAUGUGGAACGACAUGUCAAGGAGUGUAUUGAUUGUGCAAGUACCCAUCCAACCCUGGCCCAUCUCUGGAAAUAUCGAGCCAAGACGACUAUUUGA